Messenger RNA from Panonychus citri (citrus red mite), 3123 nucleotides. RefSeq names its product F-box only protein 30-like. The coding region runs from base 670 to 2472 and encodes 600 amino acids. NCBI's taxonomy places the organism in Eukaryota, Metazoa, Arthropoda, Arachnida, Trombidiformes, Tetranychidae. The record is from RefSeq and is a predicted model, not a curated record. Gene Ontology annotation, molecular function: zinc ion binding; ubiquitin protein ligase activity; protein binding. The transcript is spliced from 6 exons.
AGUUAAUUGUUCUCAUUCAACACACGAUUUUUAAUUAAUUAUCUUGAUUAGUGAAUUAUAAUUUAAUCAGUUGAAUGUUUCAUCGAAAUUUGGUUUGAUUUUCUUUUUAACAACUCAAUUUAUUUCUCUGUUGGUUUAGUUGUUUCUCUCUUUUCUCUCUCUUGUUUUCUAUCUCCUCUCACUCUAAUCAUCUGUUACUCAUUCUUUGUGUUGAUUCUGAUCAAUGAUACAAUUACCAUGAUGUUUAUUUAAUUGACCAAAUAAGUACAACUACAAUGUGUUGAUUACAUGAUAAGUGGCGAUAAGUUGAAACUGAAUCUAUCCUCUUAAUGACCUUUUCUAAUCAGUUGAUUUCUUUAUAUUCAGAUCUUUUCGGUAAAUUUGCUGCUAUUAUUGAAUUUCUGUUGACAAUUAAAUGUAGUGAUAGUUUUUCAAUUACUCAACGUUUUCUUGGUUCUUGUGAUUCUCAAUGAUUUUGGUUUUACCAACUUGAUGUAAAGGAUACAUAAUAUUUUUUUAUGUACCAAUUGACUUGGUUCCAAGAGGAAGGAAGGAAACAAAAUUUGACUGUUAAUCCUUUCCCAGUCUCACCUUGAUUGAUUAUUAUUGUAAUCGCCAUCAACUCGAAUUUGUUUGAUUCGAUUUACAAUCGCUUGUAAUUUGGUACCGAUGACCCAGGCCGCUUAUAUCGUCUCGGAAAGUACUGACUGUGAAACUAUCAAGUGUGGCCUUGAAACGGAAAUUUCAAUGAAACAAGAUCUUGAAGAUCAUUCUCAUUGUGAUAAUUGUAUCAAAAUCACCAAGUGUCGUUAUAAAAAUACUCGAGAUGCUGCCUGUCCAAUUGUCUAUUGUAUUGAAGGUUGUGGAUUCAAAUUUCAUCGGUGUAAAUCUGAUGAACAUAAACUCCUUUGUGCAAAUGAAAAGAUUCUUUGUAUUAAUCACAGUUUCGGUUGUCCUACUUUUCUACCUCGUAAAGACUUGACCAAACACAUAUCAUGCUGUCCAGCGAGUGUCAUUCAUUGUUAUAUUGAAUGGAAUCGAUGGCCAAUCUAUACUCGAGAUCGUAAAUUAACUCAACCUCUAGUUACCUAUUCUCUUAGCAAUCAACAUUUAGAUGUAGCGUUGACCCUUCGUGACCAGCGAAUGCUCGAAGAACUUUGGACAGCGACACGUAAAACCCGAUGUACACUUCGAAAUAGUUUAACUCGUAAAUAUCCGGCUGUUCCUUUAAAGCCUUAUUGUGGUGCUCAUAUUCACGAACCCAAGGAAAACGGAGUUCCGACCGGUUCAUCAUCCGCCUCAUCCUUAAUCACACCACAAACAGUUUCCGAUGACGAUAGCGAUUCAUCCCCAUGGCAAAUGACCAAAUCACCUCCUGGUUUACAGAGUAGUGUCUGUGCCCGUCUAAAUGGUAGAUCAUUUUCUCACCUUAAUCACAAUAACAAUAAUCAUCAUCAUCAUCACCAUGAAAAUAAUUCUCAACAUAAUCACUUUAACCAUAAUCACCACCAUCAUGAUAACCAUUUAUUACAAACUCACAAUUCCCACCAUCACCUUAAUAACAAUCCAGUUAUAAAUUCUAAUCAUCAUAAUCAUCACAAUUUAUCCGGCAAUCAAGAAAACUCACCAGUGGACUCUCUUUCAGAUAGAUUGGCGUUUAUUUCGGCAAAGGAUAAACUUACUGACUGUGAUAAGAAAUUACGUCCAUCAGCUGAAGAUAAAUUAUCAACCAAUGGAUUUAUACCUAAACCACCAAUUCUACCCAAUAAUACAUCGCUAAGUUUAGAUUUAAAUCUAAAUUCGAUUGCACAAUUUCAGGCUAAACCUAAACUCAUGUAUACCUUUAAAUGUGCCCAAGAGUUUCGUCGUGACGAGUAUGGAUCUCAUUAUAAAAACUUUCAUGGUGACAUUUUGGGUUCGAUUAAUGGUUGGAUGGAGCAUCGAUGUCCUUUGUGGCAAUAUGGCUGUAAUUUUGUCCAAAGGCGGAUUCACCCGUUUCCCGAAGGAACCAGAAUCACCUUCAACCCGAUAGUCGAAAGUUUUGGCCACGUUAUGAGUCCAAAUUGUGAUAAGAUCGAUGAAUCGAGUGAUAUUUCCCUUCUUAAUCUUCCCUACGAAAUUCUACGUCAAAUUUGUUUCUCUUUGGACGGAUUUAGUCUUAAUAAUCUAUCGAUGACCUGUAGUCGAAUGCGAGAAAUAUGUUCAACGCUCUUAGAGAAACGAGGUGUCGUUAUACUUCAAUGGGAACGACGAGUGUCGACCACUGAUUCAACUCUUCGUUGGGUCGUUGGUUCAAAGAAAUGGGCUUUUAGUACCAAUUUUACCGAAAUUAAAAACUGGUACUUCGAUAGUAAACAUGAUGUUCUUAAUCACAUAAAACAUUGUCCACACUACGAAAUAAUUAAACGAACUGAGCCAAUUGCUUUACCAGCCAUGAAAAAUGAAGAUGUCACAAAGAAACAAUCAAGUUAAUUGUCUUUAACUAAAUUAAUGGAGACACAAAUUUACUCACUCAAUAUUUUCUUCCAAUUCAAUCGAUUAUUUUAAUAACUAUUAAUUUCUCUCAUAAAACUAAUUCAGAUUCUCAACUUUAAUCAACGGUGAUACAAAUUAAUUCUCAUACAAUCUGAUUUAAAACUAUAAACUACACAAUUUAUUUUCUUCUCAGUCACAAUUAACUUAUUGUUUUUUGUUUCCUGGUACAAAUCAACAAGUCAACUCAAUCAAUUUGCUAUUAAUCUUUCCCAGUUGUCAAUGAAAUCAAUUGAAUUAAUUGUAUCUAAUUGCCAAACGGACUCCAUGUAAUAAUGAUGAUUGAAAUCUAAUCGUAAUUAACUUCUGAUGACAAUGAAACAAAUCAACAGAAACUAAUUAAUCUUAGAAACUCAAAGUCUCUCUCCUAAUCUCUAAUCAGAUUCUUAUAUUAUCUUAAUUGUUGAAUAAUUACAUUAAUCUCAAUGUAAUAAUAAUAAUCUACUCAAAUUAACCGAAUUAGAGAGAAAGAGACAAAAGUAAUUAAAAGUUCUAAUUUUAAUUAUUUCAAUUAAUCAAAUGCUCGAAACAAAAGUUUUAUCGACUUUGUUUCAAAUCUAAAUAAAAAAUCGUCGACCUUUCAAAUUAAAA